CCCAAACCACCAUCACAAAGUCAGCAUCCUUUCAACCCCCCGCUAGCAUUGCAGACUCACAAUGACCGCCACGCGUGCUUCUCUGCUCUUCGACACAAAGGAGAAGCUGGCCUCGCUCACACUCGAAGAAAAGAUCGCCCUCACUGCGGGGCAGGACAUCUGGCGCACCUUUGCUUCAGCUUCUAAAGGCAUCCCCUACGCCAAGCUCACAGAUGGGCCAAAUGGGGCUCGCGGCGGAGGCAACUUCAACGACUCGGUCCCUGCUGCUCUAUUCCCAUCUCCCUCAUGCCUAGCAUCGACAUUCGACGUGGACCUCGCCCACGAGAUGGGCAAAGGUAUUGCCCUCGACUCGCGCAGCAAACAGUGUCAUGUGAGCUUGGCUCCUACUGUCAAUAUGACUAGAGACCAGCGAUGCGGAAGGGCAUUUGAGAAUUAUGGCGAGGACCCUGUGCUUACAGGCCAUAUUGGUGCGAGCUGGACGAUUGGCUGCCAGAGUACGGGAGUGGCUGCUACGCCCAAGCAUUUUGUCACGAAUGAGGCCGAAGCAGAUCGCCGCUUCAGCAACUCGAUCCUCGACGAGCGCACCCUGCGCGAGAUCUAUCUCGAGCCGUUUCGCAUCAUCUUCAAAGAGGUAGCCAAAGCGCACGCCGCUGGCAAGGACGGGCCCAAGGGUCAAGCAUUUGGCGGCCAGCCCGCUUGCAUCAUGACUGCAUACAACCAAAUCAAUGGUACCUCAGCCAGCGAGUGCAAGCAUACCCUUAUCGACGUCUUGCGCAAGGAGUGGGGGUUCAACGGAAUGGUCAUGUCUGACUGGUUUGCACUUCACGGCUGUGGCAUGGGAGGUGGGUGUGACUUGGAGAUGCCGGGGCCGGCCUUUCAGCGAAGAUUGGAAAUCGUCAAGGAGCAUCUCCAAAAAGGAGAAUGCACCGAGCAGGAUAUAGAUGAGAGGGCUAUUCGUGUAUUGGACAUGCUCAACAAAGUGGCGCAGCUCGGCUUUGAGAAGUCGCCGCAGGAUGAAAAGGAAGAGAGCGUCGUUGAUCAGGGGCGAGAGAAGGUCAUCCGCCGGAUUGCGGCGGAGGGGGCCGUGCUGCUCAAGAAUGAGGCGGACAUCCUACCUCUCAAGGUAGACUCGGUCAAGCGCAUCGCCCUCAUCGGCAAGCCAUGGACGCAGCCCAUCCAGAGCGGCGGUGGGAGCGCCAACUUGACACCGCAGCAAGCUCCUAAGGCCAUAGACGCUCUCAAGGCCGCUUUGCCCAGCAAUGUCGAGCUCGUGCACCACGAUGGUUGCGACAUCCAUCCCUUCCCCGCUUCACCUGUCACGAAGACGACAGUCGAAUUCCUUUCCCGCGACAACGGCAAGACAGUCGCGAAUAGCACGCUCGAAAAAACGGCGCUGGGUGUUCUCGAUCCAAAGCCAGAGGAGUGCCAGCCCAACAACUUUAUCAUGCGCGUCUCUUUUGACAUCCAUGCUAGCACGGCCGGAGCUCACACGCUUGGCCUCACGAUCCUCGGCAAGGCACACCUCAAGGCGCAUCGUCAGGACGGCUCCGUUGCCCUCGACUGGAAAGUGCAAGGCGAGACCGAUACGUUUGAGUACCUUCUCAACGAGUUCAAGACAGCCCAGCAGAAGGAGAUCAGCAUGGCCGCAGGCGAGCUCGUGAGCGUCGUCCUUGAAUACGAGCCACAGCAACAAGAUGGGGCCAUUGCGGCAAUGAAGCCUGCAGGUUUCACAGUCGGCUUCGAGGAGGAGAAGGAUCACCAUGGCCUGCUGAAGGACGCAGCGAGUGUCGCAAGCCAAUGUGACUUGGCCCUCGUCAUGACUGGCCUGGGCCCCAAGUGGGAAGCAGAGGGAUUCGAUCGCCCCAACCUGCUUUUGCCGCGCCUGCAGAACAACCUGAUUGCGCAAGUUGCCGAAAAGCAGAGUCGUACGGCUGUCAUUACAGUCUGCGGAUCAGCGGUGGAGAUGCCUUGGCUUGACGACGUAGCCGGUGUCCUACAAACAUGGUACGGAGGUCAAGAAGCGGCCGAGGCUCUCGUUGACUGCUUGCUCGCGCGAGGGGAUGCACCUGCGUCUGGGCGUCUCUGCACUACCUGGCCGCGCUCGGUCAAGGAUCAGUGUACGGCUGGAGAGUCGCACUCAUUUCCGGGAGUAGACAAGACGGGACGUGGUCAUCCGGAUGUGUACUACGAUGAGGGGCGACUCGUUGGGUACAAGUGGUACGAAGCAAAGGGCGCAAGCCCUUUGUUCUGGUUUGGUGGGGGUCUUGGCGGGUACACGACAUUUGAGAGGGAGUUGAAGGAUGUGAGGGUGGAAGAAGGCCAACAGAAGAUCGAUGUCGGCGUUGACGUUGAGGUCAAAAAUGUGGGGGAGCGAUCGGGGAAGGAUGUGGUGCAGGUGUAUCUCGCACCUGGGAAGGGAGAAGAGGAUGAACCUGUCAAGAAGCUCGUCGCCUUCUGUACCACCCAGCUCGAUCCUCAGAGGAAAGCAGCUCAGCUUACCCUCAACUUCGACGAGGACGCCUUCUCGCAAUGGGACGACAAGUCAUCGCAGUGGCAGGUCAAGGCGGGCCAGUACGUUGUUAUUCUCGCAUCCUCUGCUAGCCCGCAGGACGAGAUCGCCCGCAAGGACAUCGAGAUCCACCAGGGAUGGACUUGGAAGGGAAUAGGCAGAGUCUAAAUUGCGCAAAUGUAUGACCCAAAGCAAAGCAUGGCGAGUCAUUCAUCUCGUCUUAAAGCAUUCAACGAAUCUACCUUGGUCUGCGCGCUCGGAGGAUAUCGUCGACCGUCGGGGUGAGAUGAGAUGUCGCCCGAGAAAACGCAGGCGCCUUUGGCUUGUGAAGGUUCGUCCGCCGCCAACCCGCCGCCGCCCCUUGUUUCGACUGUCUCAACGCUUGGCGCGAUCGAAAAGUGGA
Jaminaea rosea is the source of this 2912-nucleotide messenger RNA. RefSeq names its product glycoside hydrolase. Gene Ontology annotation, molecular function: beta-glucosidase activity. Bases 62 to 2677 code for a protein of 871 amino acids. The record is from RefSeq and is a predicted model, not a curated record. Gene Ontology annotation, biological process: glucan catabolic process. NCBI's taxonomy places the organism in Eukaryota, Fungi, Basidiomycota, Exobasidiomycetes, Microstromatales. The transcript is spliced from 3 exons.